Messenger RNA from Gekko japonicus, 2241 nucleotides. RefSeq names its product fidgetin (gene FIGN). Lineage: Eukaryota; Metazoa; Chordata; Lepidosauria; Squamata; Gekkonidae. Gene Ontology annotation, molecular function: ATP binding; microtubule severing ATPase activity; ATP hydrolysis activity. The record is from RefSeq and is a predicted model, not a curated record. The transcript has a single exon. The coding region runs from base 1 to 2241 and encodes 746 amino acids.
AUGCAGUGGACGCCAGAGCAUGCCCAGUGGCCAGAACAGCACUUUGACAUCACUUCCACCACCCGGUCUCCUGCCCACAAGGUGGAAGCUUACCGUGGACAUCUGCAGCGCACCUAUCAGUAUGCUUGGGCUAACGAUGACAUCUCUGCUCUGACUGCUUCAAAUCUGCUCAAAAAAUAUGCAGAAAAAUAUUCCGGUAUUUUGGAAGGGCCAGUGGACCGGCCCCUCCUGAGUAACUACUCAGAGCCUCCGUCAGGGCUGGUGAAUGGUCGAAAAAGCGAGAGUGAGCCCUGGCAGCCUUCUUUGAACUCUGAGAGUGUUUAUCCUAUGAACUGUGUUCCAGAUGUUAUUAGCGCCAGCAAAGCUGGUGUAAGUACUGCCCUCCCACCAGCAGAUGUCUCGGCUAGCAUUGGGAGUUCACCUGGGGUGGCCAGUAACCUGACAGAACAGAGUUUUUCCAGUAGUACAUGUGGAAGUCAUACAGUCCCUAGUCUGCAUUCAGGGCUCCCAUCUCAGGAAUACGCCACAGGAUACAAUGGAUCUUACUUGCAUACAAGUUACAGUGGCCAGCCAGCACCUGCACUUCCUUCCCCUCAUCCAUCUCCUUUGCAUAGCUCUGGGCUGUUACAGCCACCUCCACCCCCACCACCUCCACCAGCACUAGUACCGGGCUACAACGGGACAACCAACCUUUCCAGUUAUAGUUAUCCAUCUGCAAGUUAUCCCCCUCAAGCUGCUGUUGGACCUGGAUACAGCCCUGGUGGUGCACCUCCUCCUUCAGCAUACCUGCCUUCAGGAAUCCCUGCUCCAACUCCUCUGCCCCCAACCACUGUACCUGGUUACAGCUACCAGAGUCAUGGUUUAACACCCAUUGCGCCCUCUGCCCUGACAAACAGUUCCGCAAGUUCCCUCAAGAGAAAAGCUUUCUAUAUGGCAGGGCAAGGAGAAAUGGACUCCAGUUAUGGAAAUUACAGCUAUGGCCAACAGAGAUCCACACAGAGUCCCAUGUACAGGAUGCCUGACAACAGCAUCUCGAAUGCCAGUAGGGGGAAUGGCUUUGACAGAAGUGCUGAAACGUCCUCCUUAGCAUUUAAGCCAACGAAGCAGAUCAUGUCUUCUGAACAGCAAAGAAAAUUCAGCCAGUCCAGUAGGGCUCUAACGCCCCCUUCCUACAGUACUGCUAAAAAUUCUCUUGGGUCGAGAGCAAGUGAACCUUUUGGGAAGUAUGGCUCUCCAGUAAUGAAUGAACAUGGUGAUGAACAUAGGCAGCUUCUUCCUCACUCAAUGCAAGGCCCAGGACUUCGUGCAGCUACCUCAUCCAACCACUCUGUGGACGAGCAACUGAAGAAUACUGACGCACACCUCAUUGACCUUGUAACCAACGAGAUUAUCAACCAAGGACCUCCUGUGGACUGGAGUGACAUUGCUGGCCUAGAUCUGGUAAAGGCUGUCAUUAAAGAGGAGGUUUUAUGGCCAGUAUUGAGGUCAGAUGCAUUCAAUGGGCUGACUGCUCUACCUCGGAGCAUCCUUUUGUUUGGACCUCGGGGAACGGGCAAAACAUUAAUGGGCAGAUGUAUAGCUAGUCAGCUGGGGGCCACAUUUUUCAAAAUUGCUGGCUCUGGCCUUGUCACAAAGUGGUUAGGGGAAGGGGAAAAGAUUGUUCAUGCCUCUUUCCUCGUGGCAAGGUGUCGCCAGCCCUCGGUGAUUUUUGUUAGUGACAUUGAUGUGCUCCUUUCAUCCCAAGUGAAUGAAGAACACAGUCCAGUAUGUCGGAUGAGAACCGAGUUCCUUAUGCAGCUGGACACUGUUCUAACUUCUGCUGAGGACCAAAUAGUAGUAAUUUGUGCCACCAGUAAACCGGAAGAAAUAGAUGAAUCUCUUCGAAGGUACUUCAUGAAACGACUUUUAAUCCCACUUCCUGACAGCACAGCGAGGCACCAGAUAAUAGUACAACUGCUCUCACAGCACAAUUACUGUCUCAAUGACAAGGAGGUUGCACUGCUUGUCCAACGUACGGAAGGCUUUUCGGGACUGGAUGUUGCUCAUUUGUGUCAGGAAGCGGUAGUAGGCCCACUCCAUGCCAUGCCAGCCACAGACCUUUCAGCCAUUAUGCCCAACCAGUUGAGGCCCGUUACAUAUCAAGACUUUGAAAACGCUUUCUGCAAGAUACAGCCUAGCAUAUCUCAAAAAGAGCUUGACACAUAUGUUGAAUGGAACAAAAUGUUUGGUUGCAGUCAGUGA